Molecule: messenger RNA, 825 nt
Organism: Plectropomus leopardus (leopard coralgrouper)
Lineage: Eukaryota; Metazoa; Chordata; Actinopteri; Perciformes; Serranidae
Source: RefSeq, a predicted model, not a curated record
AUGACUGUGGCUCGCCAGAUUACACGCCGGUCCUCCGCUGAGGCCUCGGCUCUAAUGAUUCACUUCACAGCCGCUCUGCUGUUGAACAGCCGCAGCGCUCACACUGUCGAGAUUUGUCCUCCAGCAAGCUCGACGCAGGAGAUCGGCGAGGAGGCCGAGGAGGACGCCAUCUUCACCAUCACGCUGAGGAAGGUGCAGCUCCACCAGUCGGCCAGUAAGGGGCAGCGAUGGCUGGGCGUGGAGACGGACUCGGCCCUGAGCCUCUACGAGACCUGCAAGGUGCGCACCAUCAAGGCCGGCACGCUGGAGCGGCUGGUGGAGUACAUGGUGUCGGCGUUCAGGGGCAAAGACUCCACCUACGUCACCAUCUUCCUCUGCACGUACCGCUCCUUCACCACCACCAAGCAGGUGCUGGAUCUCCUGCUCAACAGGUAUGCAAAGCUCCAAAACGUCCCUGCAGCCGCAGCGCACCGAGUCUCCCAGGACGACAGCACAGAGCUGAGAAACACUGUCUCGUCCAUCCUGGGCGCGUGGCUGGACCAGUACUCCGAGGACUUCUGGAGCCCCCCGAACUACGACUGUCUGCACCAGCUCAUGUCCUACCUUCACCUCCACUUCCCCGGCUCGGACCUGGAGCGCCGCGCCCGCAACCUGCUGGCCCACUUCCACCGCCGACAGCAGUGUGAGCCUGAUCCUGAUGGGGAGCACAUCGGCUGCCCUUUCGCUACGCAGGAAGAGAGCGGCUUUGAGGACGAGCUUCCGGCCUUCAGCUUCCUGUCGUUUGACCCCAUCAUGGUGGCGGAGCAGUUCACGCUCAUGGACGCG